CGAGCGCUACCAACAGCUGUGUGGGCGGGGGGUACCGCCCUCGGGAAGGGUAGUACUGGCAGCCCUGAGGCGGGCCCGGCCCGGCCGCUGUGGAAGCGCCGUGCAGGUGGCGUGUUCCCGAGUGGGGCCAUGGCUACCUACGUGCGGCUGGGCGCCGCCGCCAAGGUGCCCCUCAUGGGGCUCGGCACAUGGAAGUCCCCCCCGGGUAAAGUGGAAGCUGCAGUGAUGGCUGCCAUUGAUGCUGGGUACCGCCACUUUGACUGUGCCUACGUGUACCAGAAUGAGAAGGAAGUUGGGGAAGGGAUCCAGCAGAAAAUCAAGGAAGGCGUUGUGAAACGAGAAGACCUCUUCAUCGUCAGUAAGUUAUGGUGUACGUUUCACGAUAAGCCUCUGGUGAAGGGAGCUUGCCAGAAGACUCUUGCUGACCUGAAACUGGAUUACCUGGAUCUCUACCUCGUGCACUGGCCUUUUGGUUUCAAGGCAGGAGAGGAGCUGUUUCCCACAGAUGACAAAGGCAUGUCAAUACCCAGCAACACAGAUAUUCUACAUACAUGGGAGGCCAUGGAAGAGCUGGUGGAUGCUGGCCUGGUAAAAGCCAUUGGUAUCUCCAACUUUAACCGUGGGCAGAUUGAAAGAAUCUUGAACAAGCCAGGACUGAAGCACAAGCCUGCAAAUAACCAGAUCGAGUGUCAUCCAUACCUUUCCCAGGAAAAGCUUAUCAACUAUUGCCAAUCCAAAGGGAUCACUGUGACAGCAUAUUGUCCCCUUGGGCGCCCUGACAGGGCUAAGCCAGAGAAUCCUUCCCUUCUGGAUGACCCCAAGAUCAAAGAGAUUGCAGCCAAGCACAACAAAACCCCAGCACAGGUUCUCCUUCGCUUCCAGAUCCAGAGAAAUGUCAUUGCAAUUCCCAAGUCUGUCACACCACAGCGCAUUGCAGAGAACUUCAAGGUGUUUGACUUUGAAUUGACUAAAGAGGAGAUGUCAAACCUUCUCAGCUUAAACAGAAACUGGAGGAUCUGUGAAAUGGUCACGUGCAAAAAUCUCAAGGAGUACCCUUUCAAUGCAGAAUACUGAAGACAGUUUUAUCCUGCCCUCCUGCAGGCGUCUCGGGUCUAAUAAGCUUCUAUCAUUGUCUGGAGUUGUCCACUAUGUAGCUUGCACCCUGUAUUUCUCCUGUCAGCAAAGGCAUAGUAUAUGUAUUCAGUGACUUUGGUUUGGGUUUUUCUUCUUUGGUGGAAGGAAAUAGUAAAAUUUUUCUAAAGAACAAAAUAUGGGCUAUAAUAAUUAUCUACUCAUUAGAUGAGUGUCUCUGCAUGGCUGAAAUUAGCAAAGAAACAAGAAGAAUGAAUUAACGACUGAUUUUAUAUUUUUUUUUUUUAUCUUCUGUCUUGCAUGGACACUACUUAAGGCUGCAAGCUAAGGGUAUGUGAGCACAGGAGAAAGAUCCAUCCUGAAAGAACAAACUACAUAAUCACUGCCUGAAGAGUCAACAAUUAGCUUUACUUCUAGAGCGUAGUCCAAAACUUUCUUGGAAAGAAGAAUAAAUGGGAGAAAUGUCCAGACCUACAGAUGCAUACCAACUCAUACUGGGCCUUAUUUCAGUUGCAUUCUUUUACGGGCUGAAGCUGGACAGAGAUUAGUGUUCAAUUUCAUUCUUAUCCAAAAUAAAAAAUGUUUAGAUUA
This is a messenger RNA of Chroicocephalus ridibundus (black-headed gull), 1683 nucleotides long. RefSeq names its product aldo-keto reductase family 1 member B1-like. The record is from RefSeq and is a predicted model, not a curated record. The transcript is spliced from 10 exons. Gene Ontology annotation, molecular function: aldose reductase (NADPH) activity. Gene Ontology annotation, cellular component: cytosol. The coding region runs from base 130 to 1074 and encodes 314 amino acids. NCBI's taxonomy places the organism in Eukaryota, Metazoa, Chordata, Aves, Charadriiformes, Laridae.